CUUGUAUACGUAUGACAUACACAAAUAUGGAUUCCAAUAAAUUUCGAAUAAAGAAACAUAUAUACUAUAUUCAAUCAUUUUUCUGCUUUUUAUAAAUGUCGAACAUAAAAGACCAUAAAAAGGAAAUAAUGAACAAUAAUAGCAUUCAUAUAUAAUUUAUUUUAAUAAAGUACAAUAAUUUUAAAUGUAAUGCAAAGUUUAAAUUAAAAGUAUUGUUCUCUGUUUAUACAUUGAGAUAAAGGGUGUUUGGCAUAGCGAUAUCUCUGCAUAUAUACCUAUAAAUUUAAUCAGGAAUUGGUAAAACAGCAUUAUAUAUUAUUUCUAUACAGUUUAUUGUAAUAAUUAUAACAUUAAAAUUUAUUAGGUGGAAGUUUAUGUUAUACAUAACACAAAUUUAAAAUGCGUUUAGUGAUUUGUGACACAGUGGAUCAUGUAGCUGAAUGGUCUGCAAAAUAUGUUUUAAAAAGAAUCAAUGAUUUUCAGCCGAAUAAGGAUAAAUAUUUUGUUCUUGGUCUUCCAACAGGUGGCACACCUUUGGGAAUGUACAAAAAACUUAUAGAAUAUCACAAAGAAGGCAAACUUUCCUUUCAAUAUGUAAAGACAUUCAAUAUGGAUGAAUACGUCGAUUUACCUAGAGAUCAUCCAGAGUCUUAUCAUUAUUAUAUGUAUAAUAAUUUUUUCAAACAUAUAGAUAUCAAUCCGGAUAAUGUACAUAUUCUUGAUGGUAAUGCAUUGAAUCUUGUACAAGAAUGCGACGAUUUUGAGAAGAAAAUCAAAGAUGCUGGUGGAAUUGAAUUGUUUAUUGGUGGUAUUGGUCCAGAUGGACACAUAGCUUUCAACGAACCAGGUUCCUCUUUGGUAUCGCGUACAAGAGUAAAAACAUUGGCACAAGAUACCUUACAAGCCAAUGCAAGAUUCUUUGGAAACGAUAUUUCAAAAGUUCCAAAACAAGCAUUGACCGUUGGUGUUGGUACUGUAAUGGACGCUAAAGAAGUAAUGAUUCUCAUUACAGGAUCUCAUAAAGCGUUUGCCCUUUAUAAAGCGAUAGAAGAAGGUAUCAAUCAUAUGUGGACUGUGUCAGCCUUUCAGCAGCAUCCUCGUACAAUUAUUGUUUGCGACGAAGAUGCGACUCUAGAAUUACGUGUGAAAACUGUGAAAUAUUUUAAGGCUCUCAGUGCUGUACAUCACAAAUUGAUCGAAGAAGAUGGAGACGCAAUUCCCCGUUGUUCAAUACAAAAUUAUUUGUCAAAAUGGUAGUUACUUAUUCAUUGUUAUCUGAAUAUAAUUUUUAGGUAUGUUUUACAUUUGAAAGCUGUAUUUGAUAGAACGAAAAUUCUGUCAAAUUUAUUUGUUAUCAGUAUUCAGUGAGUUUAAGAAAAAGAAAGAUAAUAUGAUAAGUGAGAUUAUGAGAUACGGUCGAAAUGGUAGUGCAAACAGGUAUUAUAUAUAAUUUUGUUUUUGGAAAAUUAAAUUUGAAAAUUUUUAAAAAUAUUUCUAAAAAAAUUUGUAUACGCCACGUAAGCCAUUUCAUCAAUUCUUUCGUUAAUUCAACAAUUAGUGUUGUAACAAAGACAUUGUUACCUAUCAUGUUUCCAUUUAAAUCCAUGACGCUAUACAUUAGUGAUUAAAUAGAUAUACUGACGAUGAGACUACACAUACCGAAUGUAUAGCGUUUAGUAUUAUCUGCGGUGUCACGAAACAACAUUUUUUCACAGAUAAUCAAUUCUUUUUUCAUUUCACUGUCAUUUCGACCGCAAAUUGCAUCAAUUAUAUACAACUUUUGUAUACAGUACAGUCUGUAAUGUUUUGUUUUUCACAGAAUUUAUGGAACAUUUAUAGACUCCGUGUUACUGUUAAACAUAAAAAGAUUUGAAGUCUCGAAUAAAAAAAAAAAAAAAAAAAAUUAAAAAGAUG
Osmia lignaria (orchard mason bee) is the source of this 1914-nucleotide messenger RNA. RefSeq names its product glucosamine-6-phosphate isomerase Oscillin (gene Oscillin). The record is from RefSeq and is a predicted model, not a curated record. Gene Ontology annotation, molecular function: glucosamine-6-phosphate deaminase activity; identical protein binding. NCBI's taxonomy places the organism in Eukaryota, Metazoa, Arthropoda, Insecta, Hymenoptera, Megachilidae. Gene Ontology annotation, biological process: D-glucosamine catabolic process; N-acetylneuraminate catabolic process; N-acetylglucosamine catabolic process. Gene Ontology annotation, cellular component: cytoplasm.